AUGAGACCGCCAUUUGAGUGGUCUCCCCACUUCAUUCUACUCCCUUUAUUAAUCGUCAUAUCAUCUGGAUUCCCACUGGAAGAGAAAUUCGAUGGCCUCUUCCGAGCAGAGCCACCACACUGCUCAAAAACUCCAAUAGUACGGGCGCAGACAUCUCAAAAUGCCAUGUCAUCGAUCGCUCGUGGAAUGCAGAUGCAGUUCUCCAUCGGAUUGCACACGGCCGUCUGUUUCCGAUUGUACGAGGAUACACGGCUCGCUUCAAGUUCAAUUAACGGAGUAGAUGAUGAUGCUGGAAAUCAGACAUCUCUCUUGCAUACCAUCCGAUUGGAGAAAUUGGAACACCAUCAUCCGAUCACCCAACGCUACACUUUCGGAAUCCCUGAAGUUCAUGCCAGCUGCAUUUGCGAAUGCGACGCCACUGCCUCCACCUGCACAGCAGAAUCUCAUCAAUUCACUGCUUGUCCAGAAUCUGAAAAGUCUGAUGAAACCACGUCGUGUUACCGUACUUUCUUCCCAAAUCAAACUCCAAUUGGGUGCAGUGAAGACGAUAGUCCGAAGCUCUGUUGUGAUGUGAGAUUCAAGCCAUACAAAAACAUGACAUUCCUGGCUGUCAAACUCGAACAGCCCACGACCUACGCAACAUUUGUCUACGCAGCUUAUGAUUUUGUAAAUGGUUACUGGGUGGAGAAGGAUAAAACCACUAUUCGAUCCCAAUUGGAUGGAGGAACUCAAGAUAGACACUUGGACUCAAAAAGAAGAAUUUCUCUAGCAGUGACUGCUGGAGGAAGAGCAUCCCACCAACUGGAAACCGGAAUGUAUUUCUCGAGAACGAGUAACGGAGGAGAGACCGAGGAGUUGAGAAUGCAACCGUUGAACGAGAUUACUGAUAAUAACUUCGACCGCCUUGGAUGGUAUCGUAUGGACGAGUCGGGUCACUUCCAUGUUAACAACGGAGUCGUCAAAAUGGAUGAUAUCCACAAGGCCAAGGUGAAGAAUUGUAAGGAACAAACUUAUCGAUCAAUUCUAGCGGCUAAUAAUUAUAUGCCAAACCAUUUCAACUUGAGCCGCCCACUAGAAGUCAGCAAGCCAUGGAUUCAAUCCGCUCGGAUUUUCGACAGCUCCUCUCGUCAAGCAGUGGUAACUCAUGCCGAGGGAACUAAUCUUCAGAUAUCUAUUCAUUUGGACGAUGAAGUGGAGAGUCAAAAUCUGGUAUUCUUCCACAACGCUUCUCGUAUCCGCGAUUUCUCUGGAUCCAUCAUUGUUGAUUCGAAAUCUAAUAGACUUUUCAACUUGACAGUCUAUGAAGCAUCUGGAAAAAUCGAUGGUUCUGUGAAGAUGUCAACUGGAUUUGGUUCGGACACAAUUCACACUUUUACUGCUUACGUCAGUGAUCUCCACGCUGCAAACCGUUCCAUGAUCAUUCCACUGCCAGCUAUCGUUGGCCAAGGAGCCAGAACAAUCUGUCUCCGUGCAGAUUCAAUGGCUGAUAUCGACAGUAUCUGCCACGUCAUCGAGUACUUUGAGAGUCCUCUGGAAAUCGAUUUGGUCGAGGGAAAAUGGCACGAGAUGAUUGGAACAUGCCCGACUUGCAAUCAGAUCAACUUCAAUGGAAUGAUGAAAUUCUUGAAUCCAGCUCACUGGAUCAAAGGGAUCAGUUCGAUUGGGGAUGGAGUCAUGAUCGCCACGGAUAUCGUUGUGUACCUCGGAGUGUUGUGUAUUCUGUAUUUGUUGAUCACCAAGAUCAUCAUUCCGUUGGUGAGAUGCUGGGUGUGUCCGAUGUCAAUGUGCUGUACGGGAUCUUCUUCAUCGUCUUCGAAGAGCAAGAGUGAGAAGAGGAGAAGAGAGAGGGAGGAGAGACGCAGAAGAUCCAAUGCUCCAUCACCUGAACCCCAUGACACGUUGGCCAGAUACCAUGGCACCCGUUCAGAUCGCUAUUACAGUAGCAGCGAGUACAUCUGA
This is a messenger RNA of Caenorhabditis remanei, 1959 nucleotides long. RefSeq lists its product as uncharacterized. The record is from RefSeq and is a predicted model, not a curated record. Gene Ontology annotation, biological process: syncytium formation by cell-cell fusion; multicellular organism development. Bases 1 to 1959 code for a protein of 652 amino acids. The transcript is spliced from 8 exons. Gene Ontology annotation, cellular component: cell-cell contact zone; extracellular region. NCBI's taxonomy places the organism in Eukaryota, Metazoa, Nematoda, Chromadorea, Rhabditida, Rhabditidae.